UGUAGCCACACUCUCACUACCACCACCAGCCUAUAUAACUAGGGUUUUACAUGCGGAAUUAUCACAUCCUUUGACUCAUUUCAAUUCUCAAUUUUUCAGUCUCAAAAUCAUCUUCAAUGGCUCCAAUCACUGUAGGAGAUGCGAUUCCCGAUGGCACCUUAGCCUAUCUCGAUCAAGAAAACAAACCCCAAUCCGUUUCAAUUCAUUCCCUCUCCGCCGGCAAAAAAGUCAUCAUCUUUGGUGUUCCCGGUGCCUUCACACCCACUUGCAGUUUGAAGCAUGUGCCUGGAUUCAUUGAGAGAGCAGAAGAAUUGAAAGGAAAGGGUGUUGAUGAAAUCAUCUGCAUCAGUGUGAAUGAUCCAUUUGUGUUGAAUUCAUGGGCCAAAACAUUCCCAGAGAACAAGCAUGUGAAGUUCCUUGCUGACGGCUCAGCCAAAUACACUCAUGCACUUGGGUUGGAGCUUGACCUCAGUGAGAAAGGCCUCGGCAUCCGCUCGAGGAGGUUUGCUCUUUUGGUGGAUGACUUGAAGGUGAAGGUUGCGAAUGUUGAAGGUGGAGGAGAAUUCACCAUUUCAAGUGCUGAAGAGAUCAUCAAGGCUCUUUGAAGUCCUUAAUGAAUGUUUUUAGUAUUUUGGAUUCCAGAACAUAAUAAUGGAUGCAUUUUGUGUGUAAUGUUGUGUACUCUAGAAAAGGACAUGAUAUGUUUGCAUAUGAUGGAGAAAUAAAAUUGCUUGUUUCAAGUA
This is a messenger RNA of Vicia villosa (hairy vetch), 743 nucleotides long. RefSeq names its product peroxiredoxin-2-like. NCBI's taxonomy places the organism in Eukaryota, Viridiplantae, Streptophyta, Magnoliopsida, Fabales, Fabaceae. Gene Ontology annotation, biological process: cellular response to oxidative stress; hydrogen peroxide catabolic process; cell redox homeostasis. Gene Ontology annotation, cellular component: cytoplasm. Gene Ontology annotation, molecular function: thioredoxin peroxidase activity. The transcript has 3 exons. The record is from RefSeq and is a predicted model, not a curated record. Bases 117 to 605 code for a protein of 162 amino acids.